Molecule: messenger RNA, 2739 nt
Organism: Closterium sp. Naga37s-1
Lineage: Eukaryota; Viridiplantae; Streptophyta; Zygnematophyceae; Desmidiales; Closteriaceae
Source: the annotation of a GenBank genome assembly
CUGCGUGAGUGGUACUUACAGUACUGCAGCCUCAGGAGAGGUGCUUCUGGAGCUAGGGGAGCUGCUGGAGCUGGUGCUCGUGCUUCCCCUCCUAGGCGGGAGCUGCCCUCUCCCCAGCGGCUCCGAGAGUGGUACGCUCGGCGCUGCAGUCUCCGGAGUGGCGCUACUAGUGUCGCGGACCCUGGAGCUGGAGCUGCUGUUGGUACUGGUGCUGCUGGUGCUGGUGCUCCUGGAGCUGCUGGAGGUGCUGCUGCUGCUGGCGGUGCUGCUGGCGCUGCUGGAGGUGCUGCUGGUGCUGGUGCUGCUGUAGCUGCUGGAGGUGCUGCUGGAGCUGCUGGAGGUGCUGCUGGUGCUGGAGCUGCUGGAGCUGCUGGAGGUGCUGCUGGUGCUGGUGCUGCUGGAGCUGCUGGAGGUGCUGCUGGUGCUGGUGCUGUUGGAGCUGCUGGAGGUGCUGCGGGUGCUAGAGCUGCUGGAGGCACUACUACUGCUGGCGGUGCUGCUGGAGCUGCUGGAGGUGCUGCUGGAGCUGCUGGAGGUACUGCUGGUACUGGUGCUGCUGGAGCUGCUCGAGGUGCUGCUGGUGCUGGAGCUGCUGGAGGCACUGCUGCUGCUGGCGGUGCUGAUGGAGCUGCUGGAGGUGCUGGUGCUGCUGGUGGUGCUGCUGGUGCUGGAGCUGCUGGAGCCGCUGGUCCUGGAGGUGCUCGUACUGGAGGUACUGGAGCUGCUGGGACUGGAGCUGCUGAGGGGGUUGGAGCUGGAGGUGCUGAGCGGCCGCGGCCGUACUACGUUCCGCUCCUUCAGCAGGUUCUUGGUCUCCCGCCCUCUACUGGUCCUACUCCUCCCCUACUGAGUCCACCGCCUAUCCAGUCGCAGUCACAGUUACAGCCUGCCUCUCCGCUGCCUGGUCCUUCUCCUUACACUACGCCGACGGGUAGUCUUACGGAGCGUCGUGAGCCUGAGUCUCGUCCUCCGUCGCCUGAGUCUAGUCCAGAGUCGCCUGAGUCGCGUCCAGAGUCGCCUGUCCGCGCUGUCCGCGCUGGUCGUCGUGCUCCGCGUCAGCGUCCUCCUCCUGUCCUUGGCACUCACUAUAUGACCCUGCGUCCUUCCACUGCUCCACAGCGUGUCCCUCUGCCGUCUCCUCCUGCGUCCUCUCUUCCUGACGUUGCUGACCCGCCGUCAGACCUUGCUCGUGCUGCCAGUCCUACUGUCACGCGUUUCCUCGCUACUGUUGUCACUGACCCUACCUUUGAGUCCUCUGCUGCGUCUGCUCUAGUCGCUGAGCUUGUUGACUUUGCUGCCGCCUGUCGUCUAGACUACGCCGCUAGCCUUGUUGCUGAGUCUGAGUCUGUCUGUCCUCCGUCCGUCGGGGGUGAGUGUGCUCUUGGCACGGACGUCCUUGAGGACAGACAGGAGGAGUUUGAGUGCUUUGCUGCUGCUUUACCUCAUCUCGUGUCCAUGCUGAUUGCCCCUGAGGGAGACCCGGAUGCACCAGACAUCCCGACCCCACGCUCUUACGCAGAGGCGAUGGAGGGUCCCUACUCCUCUCAGUGGCAGACAGCCAUGGACGCAGAGAUGGCUUCCUGGAAGUCCACAGGCACCUACGUCGACGAGGUUCCCCCACCUGGGGCGAACAUCGUCAGUGGCAUGUGGAUUUUCAGAGUGAAGCGGCCACCGGGUUCUCCGCCUGUCUUCAAGGCGCGGUACGUUGCACGAGGCUUCAGUCAGCGAGAGGGAGUUGACUUCUUCCAGACCUUCUCCCCGACCCCGAAGAUGACCACUCUUCGGGUUCUGCUGCACGUCGCCGCUCAGCGUGACUACGAGCUCCACUCUCUUGACUUCAGCACUGCGUUCCUACAGGGCAGCCUGCACGAGGAGAUCGGGCUGCGCCGCCCACCUGGCUUCACUGGGUCGUUUCCUGCUGGUACCCAGUGGAGCCUCCGGCGGCCAGUCUACGGUCUCCACCAGGCACCCCGUGAGUCGCACGACACCUUGAGGACUACUCUUGCUGCUCUUGGGUUUGCUCCUUCCACUGCUGACCCGUCGCUGUUUCUACGCACCGACACCACUCUGCCGCCGUUCUACGUUCUAGUGUACGUAGACGACCUGGUCUUUGCUACUGCUGACACUGAGGCACUCGCCCACGUGAAGUCGGAGCUGCAGAAGAGACACACGUGCACAGACCUGGGUGAACUGUCAAGCUAUCUUGGCUUGCGGAUCACCCGGGACAGAGCACAGCGCACCAUCACCUUGACUCAGUCACACAUGGUGCAGCAGGUCCUUCAGCGCUUCCGCUUCACGUACUCCUCGCCUCAGCCCACUCCUCUGCCUACCGGUCACUCGCUCUCAGCUCUGCCUUCGGAUGAGUCCGUAGAGCCGAGUGGCCCUUGUGAGGCUGAGAUCUACGCCACAGCCAUGGCUGCACAGGAGUUACGCUGGCUCACCUACCUGCUGACCGACCUGGGAGAGCGGCCUCGUUCUCCUCCAGUGCUGUACAUCGACAACAAGGCCGCCCUUGCCUUGUGUCAGGAGCACAGACUGGAGCACAGAACGAAGCACAUCGCUCUGCGCUACUUCCUUGCUCGAGAGCUGCAGCAGCGUGGUCAGCUUCGUCUUUCGUACGUGGCCACUCGGGCCAACACUGCUGAUGUGUUCACCAAGGCGCUUCAGCCUUGUGAUCAUCAGCGUUUCUGUACUGUUUUAGGCCUUGUGCCUACUGUCCCUCACUUGCUCACUUCUUGA